ACCUUUGAUACGGUGAAGUAAAAUUGGUGCGUACGUGAAUUUAUCCGUGAUUUACUGAAAUUUAGCUUUUAUUCAGUUGUAAAUCGCUGUCGACUGGAAGGACACAUCUUAAUAGCAAUUAGAUACGACAGAUACCGUGGUUCCCUGUGAGAAACCGAACGAACAAACCGCAGAACAAUGGAUACCAUCAUUGGCGAAGAAGGCAUCAAUGAGACGCUGCUUACAUACGGCCACAGCGCUACCGUAGGCUCGACCCGGCUUAGUUACGAAAACAACAAUUCGUUCGAGAUUAAUCGUAAAAAGAGACGAAUUUCUGGGACUGCCAACGACACUAUGGCAAGCGACGGUAAUGUCAGCACUCAGUCGUUUUCCUCGGCCACGGGUUCGCAGACGACACAGAUCGCCCAAAGUCCAUGGGAAACGCGUCGGAUGAAGGCGGACCUGAUCGAGGCACGCGCGCGAAUUGUGGUGCUGAAGAAGGAAAUAGAACAUCUCAAUACAGAGAUGGCUACCACGCAGCUGCGUAAUCAGCACAAAAUAUCAUCCCUAGAGCUGGAGCUGUCGCAUGCCACGGCGAAGGUGUCCGACCUGGAGAAACAUCUGGCAACCGUGCGGAAGCGGGAGCACAAGGCCAAGGAGGACCUUGUGAAAUCGCGCAAUCAGUUCAAUCUGUUGAAGCAAACGACCGAUGAUCAGCAGUUCGAACUGCAGCAAGCGAUCCGUAGUAUGGAGGACCAAAAUGCCAGUGAUAUGAGCCGGCUGAACAGCGAUAUACGAGAUCUCACGACGCAAGUGAAAGAGCUGGAGGAACAGCUGGAACUCGCGCAGGAUGAGUUGGACACGACGCGCGAAAUUAACGACACGCUCCAAUCGAAAGCCGACGCAUACGACGAAACCAAGCGGCAGCUUGAUGAAACGACGGAGCGGCUCGCGGCGUCGGAAUCGCGCGUGAAAGCGCUCGAGUUUGAGGUCGGCAGCUACGAGGACUGGAAAAACCUUUCGAAGGUGACGACGAGCCGGUUGGCGAACGUGGCAAAGAUGGAGCGGGAAAACCAGCGCCUCAAGGAAGACCUGAAGAAGUUCCACGACCUGAUCGGCAACAAGUUGCUGCUGGAGGAGCAGGUGAACAACAUGAAAUCGCGUCUGCAGUACUUCGAGAAGAAGGAAGUGCAAACGGCAACGAUCGAGGUACGUCUGCGCGAGCUCGAGCAGGAGCUUGUCGAAUGGCAGCGGCUCGGCAAGGACUACUGCCAGCAGGCAGCCACAUCCAUGGAACCCGUCCAUCCGGGGUCGUUGCGCAAGUUCAUCGUUGAGAUACUGCAAAAGGACGUGGUACUGACCAGCGAGCAGUCUUCGGUGCUCAAGGAGAAGAACCAGGUGCAGGGUAGAAUCCAUGAGCUUCAGACCCAAAACGAGAUCCUCGAGAAGAAUCUGAACGAACAUAAGCGUUCCCUAAAAUAUCACCAGAGCGUGAUGCACCGGGUGCAGAAAAAGCUGCAGUUGGUCAUCGGGGAGCGCGACUUUCUCAAGCAGCUGCUAGAGAGCUACGAGAAGGAUCUUACAAUCAAUCAAUCCGUCGUUGCCAACCAGGAUGGAUCGAUGCGUUCGAGGAUGGAAAUGCUUGAGAAGACACUGGCUGGGUACCAGGAACUGUGCCAGAAGUUGGAAGCAGAGAUUCAAUCCAGUAAAGGACUACCGGAUUUAGCGUUAGGAUCGGCGUUGACGAGCGAACAGUACGAAAGGUUGCGGAAGGAAAUUGACGACAUGCGGAUGCACAACGAGCGACUACAGCGGCGCAAGGAUGAGCUCGAGCUGGAGCUGGAAAACCAGCUACUUCGCGCCGCUACCAUGUCCGAGCAGGGCGUCAAGCCUAAGCCUUUGAUGCAUUUGAAGGACAGUCCGGCAGUGGAAGCGUUCGAGAAUCAAAAUGCUCUCGUUGGGCAGUUGAACGCGGAAAUCAAACAGCUGCGGGAUCGCAUUCGCAAGCUGCAGGAUCAAAACGGAGAGCUGACGGAAUGUUUGAGCAACACCUCGAAUGUGACCGUCAUGCAGGAGCUGAACGCGUGCCGAGAGGAGCUAAACACCUGCCAGGCGAAGCUGCAAAUGAUGGAGACGAAGUACCAGAACAGCAAGGAUAUUGCGCAGGAGUUCCGCGAGGUAUGCUACAUGCUGUUCGGAUACCAAGUCGAUCGGGACAGUGGGAAAAACUACACCCUGUCGAGCAUGUACGCCGAGAGCCGGACGGAUAAUUUGAAAUUCCAGCUGAACGAGAACGGCUCCAUGCUGAUUAUGCUUGAGACCGAGUACGGCGUGACGUUGGACGAGCUGGUCCAGACGCAUCUGAAGGUGCACGGUUCGUUUCCCGCCUUCCUUAGCUCACUGACGUUGGAGCUAUUCAGUAAGUCAACGGUUGUGUGUAACCCAUAGUUUCGCCACAAGAAAACCACAGGUUAAGUUUUUUUUUAUUACGAUGUAAAAAAAAGUAGAGAUAAAAAGGAAAGGGUAAAGAGCCCUUAUUCCAUCAAAAGGGAAGAGUUUUCUUUUGGUUGACUAGAAGGAGAGGCAAAGAAAACUGUUAAGAUAAAGUGCGCUCUUGACACGAAAAGCUGUAUAAAUGAAUAAUGAAUGGAAUGCACGAAGAAAAAUUAAACAACUGAUAUGAUA
This is a messenger RNA of Anopheles coustani, 2664 nucleotides long. It is a transcript of the gene Mad1, whose product is annotated as mitotic spindle assembly checkpoint protein MAD1. Gene Ontology annotation, biological process: attachment of mitotic spindle microtubules to kinetochore; mitotic spindle assembly checkpoint signaling. Gene Ontology annotation, cellular component: nuclear envelope; mitotic spindle; kinetochore. The coding region runs from base 178 to 2427 and encodes 749 amino acids. The record is from RefSeq and is a predicted model, not a curated record. The transcript is spliced from 5 exons. NCBI's taxonomy places the organism in Eukaryota, Metazoa, Arthropoda, Insecta, Diptera, Culicidae.